CAUUUGAAAACAAAAAUAAAGCAAAAUGGAAAUAUCAAAGCCAUUGCUUGUGUUUUUCUCUCUUGUGUUCUUCAACCUUUCAUUUUCAUGGGCAGCUCCGGAUCCUACAUAUCAAUCCCUUCUUCAAUGCUUAAGUGAAAUCAUUCCAUCCCCUAAUGUAUCCGCCGUUAUCGUCUCUAACAACAACCCUUCCUUUGCAUCCAUUUUGGAAUCACGUAUCCAUAACGCUCGGUUCAAUAGGACUUCCACGCUUAAACCAACUAUCAUCAUCACUCCAUCGGACGAAUCCCAUGUUUCAGCAGCCGUAAUAUGUUCCCAAAAGGUUGGUUUCCAGCUCAAAAUCCGUAGCGGCGGACAUGAUUACGAAGCGUUAUCUUAUACUUCCGAUAAACCUUUUUUUCUCCUCGACAUGUAUAAUCUUCGGGACGUAUCUGUCGAUAUACCGGACGAGUCGGCCUGGGUUCAAACUGGUGCGACACUCGGUGAACUUUAUUAUCAUAUAUGGGAAAAGAGUAAUGCCCAUGGAUUUCCUGCCGGGGUUUGUCCUACGGUUGGUGUCGGUGGACAUAUCGGUGGUGCCGGUUAUGGUACCAUGAUAAGAAAAUACGGUUUAACAACGGAUUAUGUUAUUGAUGCCAAGAUAGUUGACGUCAACGGAAAAAUUCUAGACCGGAAAGCCAUGGGAGAGGAUCUUUUUUGGGCUAUAAGAGGCGCCGGUGGAACCAACUUCGGCGUUGUUACAGCUUAUAAGAUUAAACUCGUUAAAGUACCGGAAAAGGUCACUGUUUUCAGAGUCGAACGAUUCUUAGACAAUAAUGGCACCGAAGUUGCCUUCAAAUGGCAAACCGUCGGCGCCACAACCGAUCCAAAUCUCUUCACGAGAAUGCUUUUACAACCCAAUAUGAAAGACAAGCAAAGAACGGUGAAAGUCACGGUCAUGGGACUGUAUUUAGGUGACAUCAAUGGCCUUUUAACCUUAUUGAACAAAGAUUUCCCUGAACUGCGUUUAAACAAAGAGAAUUGCACCGAGAUGCCAUGGAUUGACUCAGUUCUUUGGUGGGCAAAUUUCGAUUUAGGUACACCGCCAAACGUAUUGCUGGAUCGAAACAAUACAGACACUAAAUUCGUGAAAAGGAAAUCGGAUUAUGUUCAAACACCGAUACCCAGAGAUGGGUUGGAAUCAUUAUGGCAAAAGAUGGUUCAAAAUGAAAAAGUGGGAUUGACUUGUAAUUCAUAUGGUGGUAAAAUGGAUGAAAUCGAUCCUAAAGAGACUGCAUUCCCCCAUCGGAAAGGGAAUUUGUAUAAGAUACAAUACUCUAUAAAUUGGGAUGAUCCUAGUAUUGAAGCUGAUAUUAAGUACACGACUCAAGCUAAAGCGGUUCACGAGUUUAUGACUCAGUUCGUGUCCAAGAAUCCAAGGAGGGCUUAUUUGAAUUACAGGGACAUUGAUAUUGGUUCAGCUAAGACUUGGAGCUAUGAAGAAGGUAAAGUGUAUGGUGAGAGUUAUUUUGCCGAAAAUUUUGAUAGGCUGGUCGACGUGAAGACCGCUGUUGAUCCGAACAACUUCUUUAGGAACGAGCAAAGCAUCCCUCCUCGCUCCACUAAAACGGCUUAGGAUUGGUUUAGCGUUGUCUUUUCAUCAUCUCAAAGCACUUUCUAGAAAUAAAAGUAAUAUUGUGAUUUUGAGGUU
Gossypium raimondii (Peruvian cotton) is the source of this 1690-nucleotide messenger RNA. RefSeq names its product berberine bridge enzyme-like 21. The transcript has a single exon. Bases 26 to 1615 code for a protein of 529 amino acids. The record is from RefSeq and is a predicted model, not a curated record. Gene Ontology annotation, molecular function: oxidoreductase activity; FAD binding. Lineage: Eukaryota; Viridiplantae; Streptophyta; Magnoliopsida; Malvales; Malvaceae.